AUGCUCUUCGUUUCGAUGUCGGAGUUGCAGGCGCGCGGUACAGCGCAGUGCAGUCUGGGUAGGUGUUUAACAUUUCUGAUUUCUGGAAUGUGUCCCUGUAGGUUUACCCUUCUUACACAGUUGUCUACUCCCUUUUACUCCGGCAGGGAGAUUGCAUUCGUGCGGGACUUGUACAGGCGCUACGGUCCCACCAGCUCUCACCCAGAUCCUAGGUACGCCGACUUCACCUAUUACUACGCCGGUUACUACAUCCAUUCAUGCCAAAAGAUGCGCUACAAGGCCCUCUUCUCGCCCUCGGACCUAGCCUGUCCUGAAACAUAUCACUGGGUGCCUGUGGAACGCUGUGUCCCCCUGCUGGACAAACACCGCUACGCGCGUUUUUCUGACGGCGGCGAGAAGGACGAGGACUCCGUGGAGGCUCUGUCUGACACGCAACUGCUCUCCCGGCUGCAGUGUCUCCUGCCCCGCACGGACUCCCUGCUGCAGUGCCUAUCCGCGCGCAGUUAUUCAUACUGGUCAGAGGACGGGGACUCCGCGGAGGGGCCUCCACGCAUCCUGCUAUCUGUGCGUUCCGCCUCUCGGGUGCUGACCGACCGGGCCGUUAGUCAGGCCCUGCAGUGGGCCCGUCUGGUCGGCAAGCUCUGCCUAGACGGACGCAUAAAGAUCAACUUUGGGAACUAG
Molecule: messenger RNA, 681 nt
Organism: Dibothriocephalus latus
Lineage: Eukaryota; Metazoa; Platyhelminthes; Cestoda; Diphyllobothriidea; Diphyllobothriidae
Source: the annotation of a GenBank genome assembly